AUGUUCACCUCAAAUUGGUGGAUAAACGUUAUUACGACAUGUACGAUAAUAGUUACGAUCGKCUAUUAUUUCUGCGUGUCGACAUUUAAAAAAUGGGAAAAGCUCAACGUGCCAUACAUUAAACCAAUUCCAUUGUUUGGAAACUUUUUGAAUGUAGCUUUGAGUAUUGACCAUCCUCUAGAAUUUUACAACAAAAUCUAUUACGAGUUCGUCGGUCGCAAAUAUGGAGGACUGUUCCAGAUGAGGACGCCGUAUUUGAUGGUUCGCGAUCCAGAAAUAAUCAAUGAAGUGCUAAUAAAAGACUUCUCGUAUUUCCCGGACCGUGGAAUUUAUUCGGAUUUCACGGUCAAUCCGUUGUCGAACAACCUGUUCUUCAUGGAACAUACUCAAUGGAAAACAAUAAGAAACAAAUUGACGCCCGCUUUCACAUCGGGAAAGCUCAAGACCAUGUACGAUCAGAUCAAAGAGUGCGGUGAUGAAAUGAUGAAAAAUAUCUAUAAAGAUUUAAAUGAAAACGGCAACGAAAUAGAGAUAAGAGAUAUCAUGGGAAAGUAUUCGACCGACGUCAUCGGCACUUGUGCUUUUGGGCUCAAGUUGAACGCCAUAAACGAUAAUAAAUCCUUAUUUCGAAAGUACGGUAAAUCGAUAUUCACACCUUCGCUAAGAUCACUUUUUAGAGAAUUGUGUUUGAUGAUUACUCCCGCACUUUUGAAAGUCGUAAGAGUGAAAGAUUUUCCAACGGACGCAACUGAAUUUUUUCACAAGGCGUUUAAAGAAACGUUGACAUAUAGAAUUGAAAAUAAAAUUGUCAGAAACGACUUGGUUAAUUGUUUAAUGCAAGCGAGAAAUGAUUUAGUUCUGAAUAAAGAUUUACCUGAACAUGAAAAAUUUACUGAAUCUCAAAUCGUUGCGAAUGCUUUUGUUAUGUUUGCUGCUGGUUUUGAAACUGUAUCCACUACUGUAAGUUAUUGUUUAUAUGAAUUAGCGUUAAAUAAAUCUAUUCAAGACAGAGUACGCCAAGAGAUUCAAUUGAAUUUAUCAAAAAGUGAUGGACAAAUUGAUAACGAAUUUUUAAUGGGUCUUAAUUACAUGGAUAUGGCUAUAGCAGAAACACUUCGAAAGUAUCCUCCAUUAGUAGCUUUGUUCAGAAAAGCAUCAAAAACAUAUCAAAUUACCAACGAUUCAUUAAUAAUUGAAAAGGGCCAAAAAAUAUUAAUUCCACUUUAUGCGAUACAUUACGAUAGUCAGUAUUAUACGGACCCUGAAAAGUUUAUUCCUGAAAGAUUUUCGGCUGAAGAAAAAGCAAAACGACCCAAUGGUAUUUAUUUUCCAUUUGGCGAUGGACCUCGAAUGUGUAUAGGAAAACGAUUCGCAGAGAUGGAAAUGAAAUUGGCUUUGGUAGAAAUUUUAACCAAAUUUGAAGUAUUUCCAUGUGAAAAAACAGAAAUUCCUUUAAAAUAUUCUAAGAAAGUUUUAACACUGAUGCCAGAACAAGGAAUUUGGUUAAGAUUUAAAUUAAUUAAUUGACCAAAGGUUAUAAUGUAUUGACGAAAAAAUAAUAUUUUAAUUGAAUUGUUGAACAAUAAAAAGUUGGACUACU
Diuraphis noxia (Russian wheat aphid) is the source of this 1600-nucleotide messenger RNA. RefSeq names its product putative cytochrome P450 6a13. Gene Ontology annotation, molecular function: iron ion binding; monooxygenase activity; heme binding. The record is from RefSeq and is a predicted model, not a curated record. NCBI's taxonomy places the organism in Eukaryota, Metazoa, Arthropoda, Insecta, Hemiptera, Aphididae.